UUGCAGGGGCCGGAGGAUUCUUUUCUAUAAAAAUUUGAUCGUAUCCAUCUUUUUAAAUACAAAUGGAUGCGGAUUCAAAUCAAUUUGAUCCGAGUCCAGCUCCCUUCGUCGCUACAAAAGUGUGUGCACGAAAGCCCACUUUAUCCUCUUUUUUAUCUUUUAAACCCGAACCCAGAAAACUCGGAGGCGAUGAAAAUGGAGGAACGAUGAUAAACUCGCUCCCAUGCCACCCUCUCUCCUCUCCCUCUCUCCUCCUUCACUCCCCAACCUUCCUCAUCAUCACCAUUACAAGAAACCCAGAACCCAGCAACAAGUCAGACCCAUCAAUUCUAUAUCAUUGCUCAGAUACUACGUACAAAAUGGCAGGAUGCAAGAUGCCCACAAGUUGUUCGAUGAAACGCCGGAGAGAACCCCAACGUCGUGGACCAUCCUUAUGGAUGGAUACGCUCAACAUGGGCCUGCCGUUGAGUCCCGCUCGUUGUUGUGUGACAUGAUGAUUGAACUGUCUUUCGUCAAUUUGCGACCUGAUCCUUUCGUUGUGUCCGUUGGACUUAAGGCCUGUGCUUCGUUCGGGAGCCUCCAUUGCGGUAAGGAACUGCAUUGUUUGGCUGUGAAGCUGGGAUAUAUGCAGGACUUGUUUGUUGCAAAUGCACUGGUUAAAGUGUAUUCUACUUGUGGAUGUCUUCGCUAUGCGGAGAGUGUGUUUGAGAAAAUUUCGCAGCCCGAUUUGAUUUCUUGGAGCUCUAUUUUAAGUGGGUUGGUGAAGAAUGGACAUGAGGCUGAUGCUUUGAGGCUGUUUGUGGAGAUGGCUCGAACUGGAAUUCACUUUGAUAGUUACGUUUUUUCUAUCGGUUUGAAGGCGUUUGCAGAUCAAAAUUGUAUUGAUCUUGGAGUUCAGGUCCAUUGUCAUAUGAUCAAGAUGGGCAUGUAUUCUUCCUUCUUGCUUAACUCCUUGGUGGAAUUCUAUGGGAGAAUUGGUGAAUUAGCCUCAAUGAGGAAGGUUUUCGACAAUAUGUUGAAGAAAGACUUGGUAUCAUGGAACAUAGUUAUCUCGUGUCAUGCUCAAAGCACUUGCUGCGAAGAAGCAUUGAUUUACUUUUCUACAUUGAUGCAUGAAGGUACUUCUGAAUGCGAUGACUACACAUUAGGUAGCAUUCUUCAGGCUGUUACCAGAAUAGGAUCCACGCAUCACGGCAAACAAAUACAUGGGUAUGUGAUUCGAGCUGGCUUUGCAUCAAACAGUUAUGUAAUGAGCGCUCUUCUUGAUAUGUAUAUUAAUUGCGAUAGUCAAGAUACUACAUCUUUUAAUCUCCUGAAACAUUUCCAAUCAUUUGGAGUAGAACUCGAUAAGUUUAUAGUAACUAGCAUUUUAAAAUCUUGUGCCAUGCACCAGGAUUUGGAAGUAGGAAAGAUGUUCCAUACUUGCAUAAUGAAAGCUGGAAUUGAAUUGGACCCUUUUGUGAUUAGUUCAUUGAUUGAUAUGUAUGCUAAGUGUGGAGUGCUUGAGGCAUCUUUUCGUCUAUUCCUUGGAAUUCAGAAUCCAGACACGGUGGCGUGGUCUGCGAUAAUUGCUGCCUACUGUUGGAAAUCUGAGUUCCAAGAAGCUCUGUAUCUCUUCAGAAAAAUGCAGUUAGAUGUUGUUAGAGCUAAUGAAUUUACUUAUACAUCUGCUAUUCUAGCUUGUAUAGCUCUUGGAUAUCUCCAAAAUGGGAAAGAGAUCCAUUGCAAUGCAAUUAGAAGUGGGUAUAGUUGGAAUCCUUCUAUUGUAAAUAUCCUCGUCCACUUAUAUUUGAAGUUUGGUGACUUCCAAGGAGUGUUGAACCUUAGCUGCUCCAUUCCUAGCGAGGAGAUCUCCUGGGAUUCAUUGGUUCAAGCUUUUGGAAAAUCUGAGGAGCAUGAAAUGACUCUGAAGGUCUUUCACAAGAUACAACAGGCUCAUGGGCAUAUUGAUCACAAAUCAGCCUGUUUUGUUCUAAAUUCUUGUGGGAGCCCGAUACUUCUCAAUGCGGGGAUCCAAGCCCAUGCCUACAUCACUAAGAGAGGCCUUUCAAGUAAUCCUAACACGUAUAAUUCCCUCAUCAACAUGUACUCCAAAUGUGGAGCACCGGGACAUGCUGUUGAUGCUUUUAACCAAUUGACAGAGAAGAAUUCUGACUCCUGGACCUCAAUAAUAUCAGCUCAUGUUGAUCAUGGCCACCCAUCUGAAGCUAUUAAUCACUUUGUAAAGAUGAUUCGAAAGGGCAAACUACCAGAUUCUACCACAUUUCUUUAUGUUUUCAAGGCCUGUGGGCAAAUGGGCCUUAUAGAUGAAGCAUUCCGUCUAUUUACUUUGAUGAUUGAGGUAUAUAAAAUCAACCCCUCUGCAGAAAUCUAUUCCUCAAUCCAAGGAAUUUUCCUUUGGAGAACACUCCUUUCCUCAUGUCAUAAUUGUGGAAAUAUAAGGAUUGCUAAACUAGCAGCAGAGAAGCUUGUACAGCUUGAACCAGGCAAGUUUACAACAAAUAUACCUCUCGAGCAGGUACUUCUACAAUCAGAUAAGCGGAAUCUUGCACCAGGAUUUGAAUUUAAAACCUCAAUAUUAGGCUCAAGCUGGAUCGAGACUAGGGGAAACAUAAUUGAAUUUGCAUCAGGCCAGGUAGUCAUAGAACAAGUUUCUUCUAAAUUAAGGGAGAUAGGGAUGAAGAUGGAGGAAUUGGGAUAUAUGACAGAUAACUGUGACUGGUUACAUAAUUCAGUAGAUCACUAUGGAAAGAGUUUCCUUCACACCGAACUAAUGGCAUUAGCUUAUGGGCUUUGUUUUUUACCUCAAGGGGCACCAAUCCGAGUGUUUAAGAUCACACGAACGUGUGGAGAUUCUCACUCUGCUUGCAAGUUCUUAUCAACUUUUCUAGGACGAGACAUUGUCAUCAAGGAUUCUUCCAAGUUCCACCAUUUUAAGCGUGGAGCAUGUAGCUGUAAAGAUAACUAG
Messenger RNA from Asparagus officinalis (garden asparagus), 2968 nucleotides. RefSeq names its product pentatricopeptide repeat-containing protein At4g13650-like. Gene Ontology annotation, molecular function: RNA binding; zinc ion binding; protein binding. Gene Ontology annotation, biological process: RNA modification. The transcript has 2 exons. The record is from RefSeq and is a predicted model, not a curated record. NCBI's taxonomy places the organism in Eukaryota, Viridiplantae, Streptophyta, Magnoliopsida, Asparagales, Asparagaceae. The coding region runs from base 224 to 2968 and encodes 914 amino acids.